Molecule: messenger RNA, 1768 nt
Organism: Monopterus albus (swamp eel)
Lineage: Eukaryota; Metazoa; Chordata; Actinopteri; Synbranchiformes; Synbranchidae
Gene: nog2
Product: noggin 2
Exons: 1
Coding region: 288-926 (212 amino acids)
Biological process (GO): negative regulation of cell differentiation; osteoblast differentiation; negative regulation of BMP signaling pathway
Source: RefSeq, a predicted model, not a curated record
UUUUUUUUUUUUUUUUUUUUACUAAUAGCUUUAUUGAAAAGCGGGGGCACCAACUCACGUUGCAGAGUUGCAUAGCCAGAAAAUUGCAAAGUUUAAGAAGCAAAAGAGCAAAGCACUGCACUGCAUGUCAUUCAAACCCGAGGCGGUCUAUUAAAAGUAUUGCCUUGCUGGUGAGCGAACUUCUACUAUUUAUGAAGUCCACGGCUAAUCAUUGCAGAGAACACAGUGACCGGGAAAAGAACUGAGUACUAUUUACACGAGAAGAGCCGGUGCAUAACACAAGAGGAAUGAUGGGCCUCUCACAAACACUACUCGUUUACGUGCUAGUGUGCAUUCACCUUGGAGUUUCCCAGCAUUACCUUCGCCUCCGUCCAUCGCCCAGUGAUCACCUCCCCGUGCCCGACCUGAAGGAGGACCCCGACCCGGAGUACGACCCACGAGAGCAGGACUUGGCCGAGAGGACUUUGAGGAAAAAGCUCGGCAGUAACUUUGACCCCAAUUUCAUGUCCAUCAGCUCGCCAAUGCUGGUGAACCUUUCUGUGCCAGACAACCUGGUGAAGCUGCAGGGGCACAUGCCUAAAGAUAUUAAAAACCUGGACUUCACAGAGACCCCCUAUGGCAAACCGGUAAAAGUGGGCAAGAAAGCCCGUAGAAAAUUUCUCCAGUGGCUGUGGACCUAUACGCACUGCCCAGUGGUGUACACCUGGAAGGAUUUGGGCGUGAGGUUCUGGCCACGAUACAUCAAGGAGGGAAACUGUUUCUCUGAGCGCUCUUGCUCCAUCCCUGAGGGGAUGUCGUGCAAACCAGUCAAGUCAAUCAACAAGAUUUUCCUCCGGUGGUAUUGUCAAGGGUUUCUAAAACAGAAAUACUGUACGUGGAUACAGGUGCAAUACCCAAUCAUCUCAGAGUGCAAGUGCUCGUGUUGAUUUUCUCUAAGGAAGUAAUGAUGAUCAAGGGGGAAGUGGACUGGAAAUACAGUUUCUAUUGCACUGUUAACUCUCUACAGAGGUGGGCACCAUAGCAAAUCUAUUUUUUUAUAUAGCAUUUUAAGUGAAAUACCAACAUUGUACAUAUUUAAGAAAAAUGCAGCUAUUUUUUCCCUAAUUGAACAGGACCAUAUUUUAUUAUCAAACCUGAAACCUUGUUUUUGGGAGAACACGAGCACUUCAUAAGGAAGAGCUUUUUUUUUUUUUGUUAUUUUUUAUGAGACAUUUGAAGAUGGAAUGCAUAUGCUACACUUCUCCAAGAGGUGAACUUUUUUUUCAGUUGAACAUUGAUGCUGACUGUUAUUUCACUGCAAUGCUGCAUAGAGUAUUUGUAUAAUAUUAAUAUCAAUAAUAAUUAAAUUGUUUUAAAAAGUUGAGGUUAAAGAUAUAUAUAUACAGUAAAGGCGUGAACUCAGCUUUUUGGAAUACAUAGUGUUGUAGAAAUAAACAAAUCUGUACGUUUUAUUUAUUAUUUUAACGAUUGAGAGUAUAGAGCAUAAGGAAAGAGAAUAGCAGAGUAUACCAGAAAAAAUACGGGAGAUGUCUACUUGAAUAUUUCUAAAAAUGACAAAAAAUAAAUAAAAAGCAAAACAUAUCAGUGUACAUGUUAUGGUUACACGUUUUAGCAAUAAAGUCUAUCUUUUCAACAUGCAUUAGUGUCAAGCCAUGCUGCUUACAACGUGUCUAUAUCCAGUGGGCGUGUACACUGUAAAAAAUUACAUCUGUCUCAUUCAGUCUUGACAUAUUUCCUUGCGACAUGAUGGCCGGGAUUGUUUCAUUUG